UUCAAAUCUUGUCUCUUUUGCUCCCACUUGUCUCUGGAAUUUUUGUUUCAGAGCUUAUUUUUUCGCGAGACUUCCCAGUCGUCGUCCCAGUAGAAUUUUCGCACUAUUCCAUCCUCUUCAGUCUUCACUAGCUUUCAACAUUUUCUCAGGCUAGAACUCCCCUCUUCGUUUAUCAGGAGGGUUAGAAAAGAAAGCAGAGAUUUUUGAAGGAUAUGAAGAUGAAGGCUGCUUGGUAGAAGAAGCAGAUGUCAUUUGCCUGCUGCCUGCCAAUUGUUGAAUGUGUGUACUGUUUGGGCUGCGCCCGUUGGGCCUGGAAGAAGUUCCUUUACACAGCAGGCCGGGAAAGCGAAAGCUGGGCCCUCUCUUCUGCCGGUGAGUUCGAGCCCAUUCCCCGGCUUUGCCGGUAUAUUCUCUCCGUCUACGAAGACGAUCUCGGAAACCCUCUCUGGGCUCCUCCGGGAGGAUAUGGCGUUGACCUUGACUCCAUAGUCGCCCGGAGAAGCUACGAUGACACUCAAGGUAAAGUAGCUCCGUACAUGAUAUAUCUCGAUCACGAGAAUGGAGAAAUCGUCGUCGCCAUUAGAGGUCUUAAUUUGGGCAAGGAGAGCGACUAUCUCGUCCUGCUCGAUGACAAAUUAGGGCAGGCUGAAUUUGACGGCGGGUUCGUUCAUAACGGGCUGUUGAAGUCGGCUCAAUGGGUUGUGGAGAAGGAUUCGAAGCUUUUGGGGGAACUAAUUGUGAGGUUUCCGAACUACGCCUUGACUUUGGCCGGGCACUCUUUAGGGGCAGGCGUGGUGACCAUGCUGGCAAUGUUGGCUGUGAAGAACAGGGAGCGGCUUGGCUACAUAGAGAGAAGAAGGAUCAGAUGCUUCGCUAUCGCUCCUGCAAGGUGUGUGUCCCUAAAUUUGGCUGUCAGAUAUGCCGACAUUAUCAGUUCUGUUGUAUUGCAGGAUGAUUUCUUACCUCGGACAACUGUAGGACAGGACAAUGCAUUCAAGUCACUUUUCUGUUUACCAUGUGUACUCUGCAUAAUGUGCUUGAAAGACACGUUCACUAUGGAGGAGAAGAAGCUUAAAGAUCCUAGACGCCUCUACAUACCUGGUCGUCUUUAUCACAUUAUUGCCAGAAAACGGUUCAGCUCCGCGGAGAUACCACCUGUUGUCAGGACGUGCAUACCUGUGGAUGGCCGGUUUGAGCACAUUGUUCUCUCUUGUAACAUGAUGACUGAUCAUGCAAUUAUUCGUAUAUUGGCUGAAGCACAAAGGACACUUGAUACAAUGUUGGAGAGAGAAAAUGCAAUGUCUAUUCCCAUGCCACAGAGAAUGGAGCGACAGGCAUCUCUUGCAAGAGAGCAUAUGGAGGAACACAAGGCAGCAUUAAAGAGGGCAGUCGCACUGAAUGUUCCCCAUGCGCAUUCACCGUCUUGUUAUGGUACUUUUCAUGAACUUGGACAAUGAGAGGAUUCUGGCAUAUCUCAGUAGUUACUAGUUGGAUGAUUUGGCCUGAAGCUUUGCUGAGAUGGUAGACUGGCAAAAAUGGUAUUAGAAGUCCAUAUACCCCUUGGACUAUAGAAGAGCAUGAUCAUAGCCAGGGAUGGAUUUAGG
Molecule: messenger RNA, 1604 nt
Organism: Cuscuta epithymum
Lineage: Eukaryota; Viridiplantae; Streptophyta; Magnoliopsida; Solanales; Convolvulaceae
Source: the annotation of a GenBank genome assembly